Canariomyces notabilis is the source of this 1071-nucleotide messenger RNA. RefSeq lists its product as uncharacterized. Lineage: Eukaryota; Fungi; Ascomycota; Sordariomycetes; Sordariales; Chaetomiaceae. The transcript is spliced from 6 exons. Gene Ontology annotation, molecular function: methyltransferase activity. The record is from RefSeq and is a predicted model, not a curated record. The coding region runs from base 86 to 991 and encodes 301 amino acids.
UUGACUCCGUUCCGUCGAGUUAUCUGCGGGAAUGUAUUCUUCCAACUCCUCCCUCCUUGAUAAGUAAGGUACUCUUUCAAGCACGAUGAACGGUCACGCUGUUACAAACGGUGAACCGGUCAACGGAACGAGUGAUCACACAAUCAAGAACAGACAGAUUAAGAAUGGCACGGCCUUACCAAACGGAUGGAAUGGAACAUUUGUGAAUGAGAAGGAUCCUUACGCCUUGAUGAGGGAUUGCAACGCCAACGCUCGUCUCACAGCCCAGCAUUACCUCUGGAGGGAUCUUCUUGGAUUCCUUGUGCAUCCCAGUAUACCCACGGCGGCAGUUGACCUGAAGGUGGCCGAUGUCGCCACAGGAAAUGGCAUUUGGCUUCACGAUUUGGCCCGCGAUAUGCCCGCCUCUGUAGAGUUCCAUGGUUUCGAUAUCAGUCUCGACCAGGUUGUUGCCAAACCCUGGUUGCCCGCCAACAUACACAUGCACACUUGGGACCUGUUCGAGCAGCCGCCCCCAGAGUUUGUGGGAUAUUUUGACGUGGUGCACGUUAGGCUCAUCACGGUCGUGGUCAAGCACAACGACCCGCGUCCCGUGCUGGCGAACUUGACCAGGAUCCUCAAACCUGGCGGCUAUCUUCAAUGGGACGAAGUCGAUACCAUCGGUUGCUCGGUCCAGAGUGUCCCAGGUGUGACGGCAGAGAAUCUUGAGAGGCUGAUCGCCCAGCUCUGUGGCCGUGAUACGUGGAAAUCUUACCUCACGCAGAUCUUGGGCGAAAACGGCUAUGCCGAUGCGGUGCGACACAGCUAUGCCUACGGCCUGCAUAUGUCGCGUUUCUGGAGCGAUGUCUACAUGGCCACUUGGAAAGAGUUUGCACUCAAGGCGCUCAAGACGCCCGAAGAAUCCGGUCGGCUAGAGAGAAGGGCCAUGGAAGAGUCGGUGAACGGAGCUGCAAUCAUGAUUCCAAAGCUUGUGUGGGUUGCAAGAAAACUCUAGAGAAAGUCUAGUAAACUGGCCUGGCUCAAUUUUGUUACUAGACUGUUGGGAAGGAACAAAGAUAUGGGUGGUGUCUCUGU